UCAGCUCUCUGUCGUGUCGGAUCGGGUGUUCCCGGCCGGACAUUACCACCAUGCGUACCUUUGGUUUGUGGAGUGUUCUGUUUCUGGUUGGUGUCGUCGCAGUUGCAGCACUUGAUUUGGAUGAAGACAGUGACAAGCGACACCAUCCAAGGCUUCUGGAUGAGCUGAGCCCUAAGAAAUCGCUAUCGAAGAAUGCCGAACAAGAGCAGACCAUCAAGUACUGGAGAGACCAGGCGAAGGCAACGGUGGAGCAGUUGGUGAAGAAGAGGGAAAACACAAACAGGGCCAAGAAUGUCAUCAUGUUCUUGGGUGACGGUAUGUCCAUUGCCACCGUUGCCAUGGCACGUGUUUACGCAGGAGGCGAAGAGAAACCAUUAUUCUUCGAGGAAUUCCCGUACCUUGGUAUGGCGAAGACAUACUGCGUAGACUAUCAAGUACCCGAUUCCGCCUGCACAGCCACAGCCUAUCUGACAGGUGUGAAGGCUAAUUACGAAACGAUUGGUGUGAAUGCCCAUGUCCAGGUGCAGGAUUGCCAUGCUGCCCGGAACCGCUCAACACACACGACAUCGAUCGCUCAGUGGGCGAUGGAUGCGGGUAAGGAUGCUGGUAUAGUGACAACGACGCGCGUAACGCAUGCCUCUCCGGCUGGUGUGUACGCACACACAUCAUACCGUGAUUGGGAGAACGACUUUUAUGUGAAAGAAGAUGGUUGUACGUCGGAGCAGGUUGAUGAUAUCGCUCAUCAGUUGGUGUAUGGGGAAACAGCGCCAAAGUUACGUGUCAUAUUGGGAGGUGGGCGACGUGAGUUCUUGGAUCGACAAACGGGCGUGGAUCCUGAAACUGGUAACGGAGGAUACCGUUCCGAUGGCCGUAACCUGAUCGAUGAGUGGCUCAAGAAUGGGCCGGUCGGUGAGAACCGUACGUUCGUGUGGAAGAGGUCCGAGCUGAUGGCCGUAGAUCCACUCAGAACCGAUCGGCUGCUGGGAAUGUUCGAACCCAGCCAUUGUGCCUACAAUCUGGAUCGAGUCAACAAAGGACUGGACGAGGAACCGACGCUUUCCGAGAUGGUGGACAAAGCCACGGACAUGCUAAGCCUCAAUCCGAACGGGUUCUUCCUGUUCGUCGAAGGAGGCCGCAUCGAUCACGCUCACCAUGACAAUCGUGCUAAGCUGGCUCUGGACGAGACGGUGGAGUUCGACAAGGCGAUUGAGUUUGCACGGAAGAAGUUUAGCGAGGAGGACACGCUGAUCGUAGUAACCUCGGACCAUUCACACAGCGUCAGUUACGCAGGAUAUCCGCGUCGUGGCAACGAUAUCUUUGGAACUGCUGGAACGGGCCGAGAUGGUCUGCCCUAUAUGACGAUCAGCUACGCGAACGGUCCAGGCCACAAGAAGCAUGUCGAUAAGAACACAGGCACUAGGAUGGAUGUGCGCGAAAUGGAUAGGAGUAAGGACAACUUCGAUUUCCCAGCCAUGGUACCGAAAGACUCGGAGACGCACGGUGGUGAAGAUGUGGCAGUGUACGCGUCCGGUCCCUGGUCGCAUCUGUUCGCCGGAUCUUUCGAGCAGAAUGUUAUCCCCCACAUGAUGGGCUAUGCAGCCUGUAUUGGAGCUGGGAUGCAUGCCUGUGAUCGAAGCUGA
Molecule: messenger RNA, 1640 nt
Organism: Anopheles darlingi
Lineage: Eukaryota; Metazoa; Arthropoda; Insecta; Diptera; Culicidae
Product: membrane-bound alkaline phosphatase-like
Exons: 3
Coding region: 51-1640 (529 amino acids)
Biological process (GO): dephosphorylation
Molecular function (GO): alkaline phosphatase activity
Source: RefSeq, a predicted model, not a curated record